AUAAUAUGCAUUUUCCCCUCUUGUUUGUUACCACACUGAAUUCCGUUCCAUGUUUGUAUUAACACCAGGAAGUUAUCAACCCGUAUUGUGUAAAUUGAUGAAAUUGUUUUCGUCUUGGACUUGGCUUCAAUCAGUUUAAUUCAUACGCAACACAAGGCAUCUCCUUACUUGCCGUUGUACACGAAAUACUGAGUAGGCGAUGAGGCAAAUCAUUUGCCUCCGAGUUGUCAGUACAGUUCUGAACGCCACAAUGAGAAGUCAUACAUUCUUUGAUUCCUUGGGCUCGGCCAGUAUAAUGGCCCGAAUCCUUGACGGCAAGGGGCUUGCCAAGGACAUCCGCAAUGAAUUAAAAAUCAAGAUCCAUAAUUGGAUGCAGCAAGGUCACCGGGCGCCAGCCUUGAGAUGCAUUAUAGUGGGAGAUGACCCCGCCAGCCAUACUUAUGUUAAGAACAAGAUCCAGGCUGCGACAGAUGUAGGCAUUCAGGCUGAAACAAUAAGAUAUGAAGCCAAUAUGACAGAGGAGGACCUUCUCUCAGCUAUUGACGAAUUGAAUGCAAGCUCUGAAGUCGAUGGCAUUUUAGUCCAACUGCCGUUGCCCGGAGGCAUUGAUGAGAGGAAGGUGUGCAAUGCUGUGUCUCCGGAGAAGGAUGUGGAUGGCUUCCAUAUUGUCAACGUUGGACAGCUGUGCCUGGACAUGCCAACUAUUGUUCCUGCCACUGCUUUGGCUGUCGUGGAAAUGUUAAAAAGAUUCAAAAUUGACACCUUUGGCCGCAACGCAGUUGUAGUCGGCCGUUCAAAGAAUGUUGGCAUGCCAAUAGCCAUGAUGUUGCACAGCGACAUGAGUCAUGACAGUGGCCUAGGCAUGGAUGCCACGGUCACCAUCUGCCACCGGUAUACGCCUAAAGAAAAGCUGGAGUUCUACUGCCGGAAUGCUGACAUUAUUAUUACAGCUACAGGUGUUCCAAAAUUAAUCAAAGCAGACAUGGUGAAGCCUGGAGCUACAGUCAUUGACGUGGGCAUCGUAAGAGUCACUGACGAUGAUGGGAGGACCAGACUCGUCGGCGAUGUCGACUAUGAUGAGGUGAGCAAGGUGGCCGGCGCCAUAACGCCAGUGCCCGGCGGCGUGGGUCCCAUGACCGUCGCUAUGCUCAUGCAUAACACUUUCCAAGCUGCCCAAAGACUGCGAGAUGCUGAGAUGAUGCAAUAAACAAGUAAAACGCCAUCUUGCUAGUAAAGUUUAAUAGACAUCUUCUGGACAUCUUUUUUUCAUUUGUACAGUUACAGGGCCAGCCAAUAUUUAAGUAUGUAUUUUUCGUUGUUGUUGAGAAACGUUUAAUUCCCAUUUUUUGUUAGCCAUCUGAUGAGCUAGACCUUUUAAUAUCCUAUAUUAGUUUAAUAAUGGUUUCUUCAUAUCUGUUUUAAUUUUAUUAUUGGCUGGUACGUGUAGGUACUGUAUGAAAUAUGCUUCUUUUUGGAUUUUAAGUUUCAAAAGUAAGUUAUUUUAAACUAAAAUAUGUUAAUUUGUUAUCACUUUUAACAGUGACUCAGGUGAGGGCACAUAUUUUGUAAUUGGUUAUGUUUAUUAGAUAUUAUUUAAGAAUCUCUAAAUUGAAUGGAUGUCUCUUCUACUUCUUACCACAGUGCCUUACUUAGUUACAAUGCGAUAUUGAAAAGUAUUAUAUAGGUUAUUAUACUAUAUUACUAUUAUACUAUAUUAUAUGUACUAUAGCUAUUUGACUAGGUUAAGUAUAUUAUUAUUUUAGUUAUUAAAAUGUAAUCAGCUU
Molecule: messenger RNA, 1784 nt
Organism: Cydia splendana
Lineage: Eukaryota; Metazoa; Arthropoda; Insecta; Lepidoptera; Tortricidae
Gene: Nmdmc
Product: bifunctional methylenetetrahydrofolate dehydrogenase/cyclohydrolase 2, mitochondrial
Exons: 6
Coding region: 200-1207 (335 amino acids)
Biological process (GO): tetrahydrofolate interconversion
Cellular component (GO): mitochondrion
Molecular function (GO): methenyltetrahydrofolate cyclohydrolase activity; methylenetetrahydrofolate dehydrogenase (NAD+) activity; methylenetetrahydrofolate dehydrogenase (NADP+) activity
Source: RefSeq, a predicted model, not a curated record